GAUAUUUCCACUAGAAACCAGACAAAAUGACUUGGUAAUGUUUGUGUUUUUGUGGUGUAAUCUACUGGACACCAUGUUCUUAUUCACAUGAUAUUUUUGUCUAUUUCUUUUGCAGUAGGUUCUUUUUCUGUAUAGGGUUGGCCCGCUGCUGUACCUUUUGUUCUUUUUUAUCAGCUCACCAGGUCCAGCUUUCUGUUAAUUCUUUUGGGAUUUAGUUCUUUUGGGGAUGCAGGGAUUUAGGGUAUUUAACUCUCUUUUUGUCUUUAUAGAAAAUCAAAAGCAGCUGAACCAAAGGAAAAUUUCUAGAGUUUUUAAAUAAAAAGAAUAUUUUCACCCUCACUCUUGCAUCUUUGUCCGCAAAUACAUUAUGCAUUACUUUGUUGCCCUUUCAUAUAAAAUCUGGCCAAUUAAAUAUCAUAAUAUGAUGGAAAGUUUUAAGGGGUGUGAAUAUUAUGGGAGGUUUAUUCUGUGCAGCUGGACACGCAGCGAGAGCCUCAUGUUUACACAAACUGAACAUGGGAGGAGAACGACUCAGAGAAUCUCCAAAGACCCUCCUCCAGCAAUAAGCGCUGUCCUGCCUCCUCUUCCUCCUCCUCCUUCUCCUUCAUCUCCCAGCCGGUCUCCAGAGAGCCAGACGCAGAGUUUAGUCUCUUAUCCUCUAAUUAACAGAGAAUUUUGUGCCAUUUUUGCAACCUCUCCCCCUCUGCUUCCAAUGGGCCAGAGAGACUGAUCCAGCUGUUUGCACUGCACACAUGGAUUGUUGCGCCUUUGCUGCGGUUCUGGGAUGUUUACGCAUCGCGCUGCUCUGGGCUCUGCAACUAGGAGCGCUGGCGCAACACGCUCCAGAGUGUUACCCUGGAGGACAUCGGAUCUUACGCAGCCCCUACCGCAGCGUCGACUUCGACUCCACAGAGAUCCAGAACACGGCCAUCCAGGACCUGAUCUGUGACCAUUCACUGUUGGCCGGCUGGUACCGAUUCCGGAUCAACAACAAGCCGGCAGAGAUGCCAACCAGCUGCAUUGAGAUGAACCACUGUGGCACCCAGGCUCCAAUCUGGCUGUCGCUGAAGGACACCUCUCUGCCGCGACCCGGCCAAGUCCGCCAGCUCUCUGCCUGCGCCACAUGGCAGUUCUUCCACGGCAGCGCCAAAGACUGCUGCCUUUUCCGCAUCCCCAUCACGGUGAGGAACUGCGGCGACUUCCUGGUCUACUACCUGCAGCCGACGCAGGGCUGCAUGGGAUACUGCGCUAAAGUUGCUCCAGAAUCAGGAUCCAGAGUCUGUUUACCAGGAGAAGUGGAAGUUAACGGACAAUGCAAAGUUUUGGUUCCGUCUUUGCCUUCCCGGCCAGUGAUCACCCCAGAGCCCAUCGGACACAGCGUCCACCUCCGGUGCUCCUUCGUCCCGCCGCCCUGGAGCCAGAUACUGGGCUUCCAAGUGGUUUGGGCCCGACACAUCGGCCACAAGAUGAAGGCCGAGAUCAGGCAGGAAUCAACGCUGAAGCCCUUCUCUCUGGUGGAGAUGGAUGGCGUCCACUUCAGGCUGGGAGAGACGUUCUCAUGUAGUGUGUCGAUUUUCAAAGUUAGCUCUAACCACACCAGAUCCUCUGCAAAGGAAAGUGAAAGUUUCUACGCUGGAUUAAAGUUUUCUCCAGACUCUCUUCACAUAGCAGAGAACAACAUGGAGCAUGAAGUGACUGUCCACAGCACAGUCCCCAUUCCCUGCUUUAGCUCCAACCUUGGCCACCAGUGUGGAGUCCCUCUGGCUUUGAGUGUCCACAAUCCAGAGAGCCUGAGGCAUGAGGUCCCCAAUGUGGUGGUGUCGGCCUGCCAGGUGGAAAUCCAGCCAAAAACCUGCAGGGACGACAGCUGUGGCAGCGCAACAUUUGUCCUCACCGCUGUGACGGAUUUCACACGUGACGGAAAUCGACUGAGCCUGGUCUCUGUUUUACCUGGACCUGGUGCUCCGAGACUCUGGAGGAGCUAUACCCCAACAUCUCUGAAGGUCAUGGUUCAAGACAUUCCCACCUCGAUGUGUUACUCUUUGACUGAUCCACAUGUCAUCACACUUGAUCGCAGGCGUUAUGAGAACCACCAGACUGGCACCUUCCUUCUAUACCGAAGUCUUGCCAGGAGGUUUGAGGUCCAUUCUCGCCAGUGGGACUGUGGCAGCAGACACUACUCGGUUGCCUGCAAUUGUGGCGUUGCUGUGCAAGAGGGGAAUGACAUAGCAAUCAUUGACAUGUGCAAUGGCCAGCUUCAAGAGACCCGACCUCAGCUUAUUGUAAAGAACAUUGGUGAGGAGGGGAGUCGGGUCAGGAUCCUGGAGUCCCAUCAGGGAAAGAAGGUCACCUUGAUGUUUCCCUCUGGGGCAUUUGUCAGGGCAGAUGUAAGCGACUGGGGGAUGAGCUUGUCUGUCCAAGCUCCAAGUGUCGACUUCAGCAACACUCAAGGAUUGUGUGGAACCUUUGACCACAACAGCAACAAUGACUUUCAUGGUUCCAAUGGUGGUUUUUAUGGUCCUGAUGAUUUGGAACGCUUCAUUGAGGACUGGAGGAUAGCUCCUGGUGAGAGUUUAUUUGACAAUACACCGCCUCUGAUCGUGCAAAAGGCCAGACGUCCCUUCUGUCAAUGCCACAGAGAGUUUACCCCAUCUCAACAAUAUAGCAGAGGGAUGGUGCACAGUCCUUUAUCUCACUCUGACUGCUCUGCAUACGACAAUGUGGAUUACACAUCUGUUUUUCCUUCCAUGGAUACAACAGCAGAAUACAUCAGGAGUCCCAAAAGAGAGGAACGCAUCCUGGAAGUGUCUGCUUUGAGUAGUCAUCCUCUGGAGGGAAGGCACUUGUGGAUUAAUGGACAGAGAAGUCAACAUGGAGAUGAUUUUGAACUGGAUGUCGAGUUGAGAGAAGAUCUGUUGCUUUCACUACACAGGCCAAAGAGACACACUUCCUUUGAAUUUCAGCCCCUCUUUGCUGCUCAGAGCCUGAGCCAAACAGAUUUGGAAAGUUUUGCCUACUUUUUUCCUGAAGAUCACCUGGCAGAAGCUAGACCAAAGGUUCAACCCCAGUGGCCCACACCAAAUGGACUGACCUCAGCCAAAGCCCUGGAGGUUUGCCAGAUGGCCUUGGUCAACUCCACCGUUGGCGUCAUGUGUGGAGGUCUGCUGGGACGCCAUCUUGAUGAAGCAGUGACUCUCUGUAUGAUGGACCUGCAGCUAAAGGAUGACCUGGGUUGGGAUGAAGCUCUACUGCCAUUUCUGGAAAAUGAGUGUGAGAAGCAGCUGCUGGACAACCGCACCCAGCGAGCCAUGGAGGUUCAUACCUCAUCAGGUGUUUCAGGGGAAGUGGUGAUGGCAUUGCGCUGCCCAAACUUAUGCAAUGGAAAUGGAGCAUGCACCGAGUGGGGAUGCCGAUGUUAUCCAAGUUACAGCAACCAUGACUGCAGCCUUUCCAUCAGCCAGCCUAUUGAGAUAACCGAUUUGGAAAACAGUGGACUAUGUGACAUCCGAACCUUUGACUGUCGCAGUGUUCGAGUGUUUGGCCUCGGCUUCAUCGACUCUGCUGAGCUCAGCUGCCUCACCACAAGACUAAAGUUCAUGAACAACGGUUGGAUUCCAGAGGAGCAGCAGAAGACAAAGGCAACUUUUCUCAGCUCCAAGGCUUUAGACUGUGCUGUUCCAACACUGAGCAGUGCAGCUAUCAGUACAGAGGACUUCAUGAUGGACGACAAGCCAUAUGCACGAUGGGACAUUAAGGUGACCAAUGAUGGGUUCCAGUUCAGCCAGGCAAAGAUGCUGACGAUUUAUGACGGUGUUUGCCAGGUCUGUGAGGCAUCGCACUCAGGACUCUGUAAGUUAAAGGAGAAGACGUGUAACAUAGACGGGAUGUGUUUUGCAGCCGGAAGUGUCAACCCCAGCAGCCCCUGCCUCGUGUGUUAUCCCGACACCUCCAAAUUCACCUGGUCUGUAAACCAAGUAAACAGGCCUCCAUCUUUCCACCGACCUCAGAGCAGCCUGCGGACAUUUGCCGGAGAGAAUUUCGUCUUCCAGUUUGCGGCGUCUGACCCAGAGGGCUCGGCGAUCCUGUUUCAGCUGGAGGACGGACCAGACGGGGCUGCGCUGUCUCCUGCUGGCCUCCUCAUCUGGAGGGUCCCCUUGGUUCUCCUGAAGGAGGAGGUUCAGCAGUCCUUCAGUUUCAUGCUCUCUGAUGAGUGCAACGCCCAGAGCACCUUCACGGUGCAGGUUGAUGUGGUGCCAUGCGGUUGCCUGAACGGAGGGACCUGCAUGAUGGAUGUCAGUUUUCCCGCCGGCAGUGGGAAGUACCUUUGUGUUUGUCCUGGGGGUAAACAGGGCGAACUCUGUGGUGAAGACGUGGAUCAGUGUUUGUCGUCUCCAUGUUCAGCUGGCAGGUGCAUCAGCACCGCCAGCGGCUACAGAUGUGAAUGUCCUGCUGGACUGAGAGGUUUAACAUGCCUGGAGGACAUCAAUGAAUGUGAGAGGAAUCCAUGUUUUCCUGGAGUCCAGUGCAUUAACAGCAUCGGCUCCUUUAGCUGUGGUCCAUGCCCCAAAGGCAUGCUGGGAAAUGGAACGACUUGUACAGCAGCAGUCUUUAGGCCGGAUGCCAUCAUCCCAACACCUUUUCCUCUUACAACUGUUUACAAGAUACCAGAUGUUCUGCUGCGAGUUCCAACAAAGACAGACCCUUUCCACAGAGCUUCCACCUCUUUGAAGUCAGAGGUGGGCAAAGAGACACCAGGAACUGGGACCAAAGCAGAGUCCACCUCUUUGAGGAAUAUCCCAGGAAUUACCCCCAACUUAAAGGUCAGGACGGCGGAAACCAACAAGAGUGUGGCAGCAGAUGCUUCCCAACACAUAGGUGGUCAGUCAAGAAAACCUCAAAGAGGUCCUUUGGUUUCAUCCAAGCCCAUCAGCAACACUUUUGAGGACAACUCAGAGAGUACAGCCAUGAAAGAGACACUGGACCAGACAACAGUAAAGAAUGAAGUCGGGAAUACUUCCAAUAAAACAUCAGAAUCAGGUCCGGUUCGGGCUGUCCCCAUCUCAGCAACAUGUGCCAGCAGGCCGUGCUUCCCUGGAGUCCAAUGCAUCAACCGCAGGCCUCCACAUGUUGGUUACGUCUGUGGUCGCUGCCCCCCUGGACUUCACGGCAAUGGUCGCAUCUGUAUGAAGACCCCCAAGGAAGCAUCCAAUGUCCUCCCUCAGCAGCAGAUGUUUGGUAAAUCCAGCCAAUAUUUGCAUGUAAGCAAAGCCAAACCUUCCCAACUUCACCUCCACCUGCCAAGCUUCCCAUCCAGGCAAUCUAUCAGGCGUCCACCUUUAUCAGUGGCCACACAAGACAAUCCACCACAUCAGGAUUCAUCAUCACAGAGAGGCGGUGGAACAGGGAGGAGGGAAGCAGUCUCCUCUUCCUCCAGAAACGCUCCAAGGACAUCAUCCAACGCUUUAUUCACUCCCCACUCCACUCAUGAGAUUGCCAUCUCCAGAACUGUCACCAGGACAUUCACCAGGUCAAGAACUACAACCUUUAGAGAGUCGGGUCCCAAGACGACCCAGAAGUCUGAACGAGCUACAGCCCUUAAAGUGACGCCACCACAGGGAGUUCAACCACAGCUCAAGUCCUGGACGCCUCCAAAGCCUGCGCUCCCUCUCACCGCCGCCCUCACAGCUCUGUCCUACACUCUGUCUGAAUCAGAGUUCUCCGCAGACGGAGACGAACUUGAUCCUCUGCCCGAGGGUCCACAAGCACCCACAGCACCAACUCCUACACCUUUUGUCCAGGCGGUCUCCAGCUUCACACCACAUAAACCUACGUCCAAUCAUCUCAAAAUAAGGAGCGACACAACAGCUAACAGUCAUGUGACGGCCUGCUCCAGUACGCCUUGCUUUCCUGGGGUCCAGUGUGAGCCGGCAGUGGGUGGGGGUUUCCGCUGUGGGAGGUGUCCUGCAGGAUACAUAGGAGAUGGACACGCAUGUCGGGCUGUAUGCAGGCACAUGUGUGGCAGAAACAUGGAGUGUGCUGCACCCAACACAUGCCGCUGCAAACCAGGCUAUAUUGGCUCAAACUGCCAGACAGUAAUAUGUGAUCCGGAGUGUGUGAACGGCGGGGUUUGCAUUGCUCCAGGUGUGUGUCAGUGUCCUGGAGGUUUCCAUGGAGAGAUUUGUGAAGAAGCUCUGUGCAGGUUUCCAUGUGAAAAUGGAGGCAGCUGUGUGGGACUGCAGACCUGUUCCUGUCCAUAUGGGUUUGUUGGUCCCCGAUGUGAAACCAUGGUCUGCAGCCGUCACUGCCACAACAGAGGCCAGUGUGUGUCCCCAGACGAGUGUAAGUGUCCUCCAGAGUGGACCGGACCGUCCUGUGAGAUAGCUCUAUGUUCACCCGUCUGUCUGAACGGAGGAACUUGUUUUCGGCCGAACGCCUGCGAGUGUCCCCGCGGUUUCUACGGAGCGCAGUGUCAGAACGCUGUCUGCAGUCCACCCUGUAAAAGCGGCGGUGUGUGCAGGAGGAACAACCUCUGCUCCUGCCUGCAGGGAUUCUCUGGGGAGCGCUGCGAGAAAAGUGUGUGUGACCCCAUGUGCAUGAACGGCGGCAGGUGCGUCGGCCCAGACGUGUGCGACUGUCCGUCCGGCUGGCGAGGGAAGAGAUGCGACAAACCCAGCUGCCUGCAGACGUGUCUGAACGGAGGGGAAUGUAUUGGUCCAAACACCUGCCACUGUCCGCCGGGCUGGCAGGGAUUUCUCUGUCAGAUCCCUCGCUGCGAGACACCAUGUUUGUUCGGCAGCCGCUGCGUUCGGCCUAACGUCUGCGCCUGCAGAGCCGGGUUCACCGGAGCUCGGUGUUCACAGAGGCUCCCAGUCGCUCGCGGCUGAAGAUCAGCGGAUUAUUGAUCCAAAUUCUCUGACUACUGUAGAAACCCGCCAUGUUCAGGUUCCUCGUCUAUAAUCUGACUUUCUCUAUCAGUAUUUAUUUAUUUGAAUGUUUUAUAUUGUCACAUAUCCUCGAUGUAUAUAUCUUAAUCACUUUGUAAUCUGCUGCUUCCCAUCGAAUCUUUGUUUACUGGAAGUUUUGUAGGAGAAUAAAAAGUAUUUUAUAGGUUUUUCUGAUGGGAUUGGUCUAUUUCCUGGAGCUUCUACUCAUUUGAAUUUUUCAAAUCAGUUCAAAUAUUCAAUAAUAUGCUUAAAAAUGCUCCAUAUUUCAAGGAGUAGAUUAUUCUAGAUUAUUUGAACUAAAGCAAAAGAGGAUUGUGGAUUAGGCUAACCUUUCAAAAUAAAGCUCACAAAUUUUCUUUAAAAUAAAAGCCUUAAUUUGUAGCUCUAAUCCAAAACAUUCUUGAUGAAUGGAAGCUAAGGAUAAACUGAGAUACUUUUCACAAUAAAAGUCUGUUUUUUCAUGGUUUAAUUAUUACAGAGGUGGUUCAGUGGCUCCAAAUGGGGUUUAAAGUCUAAAACUGAUGCAUUGUGGGUCUGAAGUUAGGAAUAUUUGGAAAACACAAAAAUUCAAGACAUAAUAAAGAUACAUCAUGAAAAUAGGGUGUUUCAGUAAAAUCAGUAGUAGGGUGAUAAGUAGUAUAUUUAAUUGUAUUUUGAAGUAUCACAUUUGGUUUUACAAAUAAUGACUUUAAUACAUCACAUUCAAAUCAUCAGUUUUUUAUCAUUCUAUCCAAGUUUUACUCUCCUAAAAUCUUUUUACAGUUUCGUCUGGUAAUAUUGUGUCUUUAUUCUGUAAAUAUUAUGACUAUUCUCGAAAUUAAAAGAAAAAUCCCAAUCUGGCCUCAAUACCUUGUCAUAAAAACUUUAUUUAGAGAUAUGGGGAAGUUUUUGUGGUUUUGAGGUAAAAUUAUUACUGGGGAUUUACCACCCUCUAUUGGCGACAAUAGAAAACAACAAAAAUAUUACAUGAUGUGAUAAAUUAUCACUAAAAACACACAAAAAAACAAAACAUGGAUGACACUUCACUGCAACACAAUGUUACUUUUUAUCAUUGGAUUCUGUUUAAAUAAAGGCAAUAAAGCAAUAUUUGCUGGAAAUCGACAACUUGAGUGUCAGUGGGAGCUCCAGCAGCAGCAGCAGCCCACAUGAGGCAGAUAUUUAUAUCUGUCCCCAAAGAUGGUUCUGGAGCGGACGGCGGAGGUCCGGCCGGGUCCCACCUGGACUGUUCACUCAGCAGGAGCUCAGAGCAGCCGGCCAAAGUUCGCCUGCAGCCCCUUAGAUCCCGACAAACAAACACAAACACGCUGAGCGGGAGGAUCUGGACUGAGUUCCUGCUGUCUGAUUGAAGGAUGCACUGAUCAAACAGCUGGAGAGAAAUUUAAAACAACUGGACUGCAAAAAGGUUCUGUUUAUCACAAAA
This is a messenger RNA of Poecilia latipinna (sailfin molly), 8364 nucleotides long. Its product is annotated as von Willebrand factor D and EGF domain-containing protein. NCBI's taxonomy places the organism in Eukaryota, Metazoa, Chordata, Actinopteri, Cyprinodontiformes, Poeciliidae. Gene Ontology annotation, biological process: anatomical structure development. Gene Ontology annotation, molecular function: signaling receptor binding; calcium ion binding. The transcript has 33 exons. The record is from RefSeq and is a predicted model, not a curated record. Gene Ontology annotation, cellular component: extracellular region; cell surface. Bases 753 to 6884 code for a protein of 2043 amino acids.